Messenger RNA from Plodia interpunctella (Indianmeal moth), 532 nucleotides. RefSeq lists its product as uncharacterized. Bases 76 to 498 code for a protein of 140 amino acids. NCBI's taxonomy places the organism in Eukaryota, Metazoa, Arthropoda, Insecta, Lepidoptera, Pyralidae. Gene Ontology annotation, molecular function: RNA binding. The transcript has a single exon. Gene Ontology annotation, cellular component: nucleolus. The record is from RefSeq and is a predicted model, not a curated record. Gene Ontology annotation, biological process: dendrite extension.
CAAUAUGACAUUGACAUUUCCUUUCAAGACCGUGCGCUACAAAGCACGUCUUCAAAAUAAAAAUAUUAUUAAAACAUGGCAAAAUCAUUACGUAGCAGAUGGAAGCGAAAAUGCCGUGCGAUCAAACGUGAGCGGUAUGCUGUAAAGGAGCUUGCUAGACUGAAGAAGAUGCUUGGUAUAAAAGAGGAAGAAAAAGUUACAGAAAGUGAGGUUAUGGAAUCUGACCAAGUGAUAUUCCUAGACGCUGGUGAAAUUGGCAAAAAAAAGGGUAAAUCCAAAAAACCUGUUCAAGAAGACCCAGAAGACGUCGAAAUGAGUUCUGAUGACGAAAAAAUUGAGGUUGAAGGUGAUAAUGGUAAAAAGCGUGUCUUCAGUUCAAAAACCUUGAAAGAUCAAAAUGGACAGUACCCGAUUUGGCUACAUAAGAGAAAAAUUGCGAAGUUAAAUAGAGUCGGCAAGAAGAAUACAAAAAAGAAAAUAAAGAAGCGCAGGAAAUAGUUGUAAGUGAAAGAAAUAAAAUAUAGUUUCAAUA